Messenger RNA from Saccostrea echinata, 4288 nucleotides. RefSeq names its product ras-related protein Rab-43-like. The record is from RefSeq and is a predicted model, not a curated record. Gene Ontology annotation, molecular function: GTP binding; GTPase activity. Bases 79 to 717 code for a protein of 212 amino acids. Lineage: Eukaryota; Metazoa; Mollusca; Bivalvia; Ostreida; Ostreidae. Gene Ontology annotation, cellular component: trans-Golgi network. The transcript is spliced from 4 exons.
UGUGUGUGCACUUCCGCUUUUCUUUUCACAACAAAAACACGACACAGAUGAUCUCAUAGAGUGCCGUCAGCUGACCAAAUGGGACCAUAUCCAGGAUCAGAAUCAGACGACACGUUUGACUAUUUAUUUAAGAUUGUGUUGAUAGGGGACGCAGGGGUCGGGAAGACGUGUGUUGUCCAGAGGUUCAAAUCAGGCACAUACGUGGAGAAACAUGGCUCGACUAUCGGUGUCGACUUUACCAUGAAAACUUUACAAAUAGAUGGAAAGCUGAUAAAGCUCCAAAUUUGGGAUACAGCUGGACAAGAAAGGUUUAGAACCAUCACUCAGAGUUAUUACCGCAGUGCCAAUGGUGUAAUUAUAGCUUAUGACAUCACAAAGAAGGGGACAUUUGAGAGUGUGCCCCGGUGGAUUGAGGAUGUGAAGAGAUAUGCAGGACCAAACAUUGUACAGUGUAUCAUCGGAAACAAAAAAGACAUGGAACAUUUACGAGAAGUGAAUUUGUCAGAAGCAAAGGCCUUUGCUCAACAUCAUGGCAUGAUUGAUGCCAUAGAAACAAGUGCCAAAGAGAACACUAAUAUAGAAGAACUGUUUACAGAAAUGGCAAAGGAACUAAAGAAAAAAUAUGGUGGAGAUACCUCUAUAGAGAAUUCUUCCUCAAGUAAAAUACAACUGAACUCUAGGACUGUUGGUGGGGGAUUUAGCUGCUGUGGUAGUUAGACUUCUGUCUGUCUGUAUGUGUCCUAAUUAUUGGACAGGAUUCUGCUUCUUGGCUGUGUAAAAGUUUAAAUAAUAUACAUAGGGUAGAUCAUGUGAAAGAAAGUGAGAUCCUUCAAGAGCAAAAACUUAAUACGUUUUGCAAAAAUGCUUUCAAAUUUGAUCAAAUGCAUUCCAACCCUUAGAUUCUCUUGAAAACAAUUCAAUUUCCUCCCAUAGAUAGGCUUGUAUGUGAUUUAUAUAUAUUGGAUAAAAUUUCACAAAUACUGGCAAGGUAAUAUACAAAAUUUAAAAUUUUAAAUUGAGAAGAUUUUGGGAAUGUUUGACUAUACAUGAAAUUGGUGUUGCACCCAGUGAUUCUGUAUCUGGUAUGUAUAAUGUAGAUAAAGCACCAUUUAUCAGGAAGGUAUGUUAUUUAUUUGAAUGUAUAAUAUAACUAAUAAAAAUGAUAUCAGAUUUUUUUUCUAUUGUUUAUUGUGAUGUGUUGUCAGAUCAUUGUUUUUGGAUCCUGGUAUGCUCUGUUUUACAUCUUCGUUGUACAUAAAAGUUGUUUCUUUUAAAGUUUAGAAGAGUGUACAUUAUAUUUGUAAAAAUUGGUUGUUGUAAAUUGGAAAACUGAGUAAAAUGUGCAAUACCUUAUUAUAAAGUUUACUUUAGAUUUUAAGAUUUAUUUAUAAUAUGUGAUAAAAAUUUUCUGAAUGCAUUAAACCUUUUGAUUGACUCUACUUAUUGUAAGAAGACAGCAAAUUCAGCUUUUAUAUAUGUUAAUCAUGAUAAUUAAAUGUGUGAAAAAUAGUUCUUAACAUGCUCUGAAACAGAAUUUUUCCAUUGUAUGAUAAAAAAGGCUGAAGAAAAGACAUUUUGUUUUAUGCUAAGGACUGAUGCUAUUAACAUAUUAUCAAAAAAUCAUGAAAAUAACUAAGUAUAUGUUUAUAUAAGUAAAAUGAAUAAGUUAAGCUACAUAAAGUUUCAUUUUUAUUCCAUGUUAUGAAGUAAUAAAACUAUGAAUUUAUAAGGAUGAUGACAAAAAGGUAGAAAUUUGAGUAUCGUAGAAAGUCUACAAGAUCUGAAUACUUUAGAGAAUUAAGAUAUGCAUCAUUAAAAAAUGAAGUCCAAAAAUAUCUACCGAUCCAUUCAUCCAAUGUUUUGUUUGUAGCAUGUGUCCUUAAUUUGAAUUGAAUUUAUUUGGAGAAAAAAAAAUAGUUCAGAGUAGAUAUUUUGUAAAUAAUACUAAUUUACUAUGUUUAAAAUAUUAACAUCAUUAUUUUAAUCCAAACUCUCUAAAUAGGAACUGAUCUCUAAAAUUGCCUUUACAACUCAGGGGUUUUAACUAAAAUGUUCAUUGAAUGUCACUAUUAUGAAAAUUAUGUGAAUUUCGAAAUUUUAUUUAUCAAACUAGUUAAUGAUAUACCUGAGAUUGUGAAUUGUGAGCUGCCACACUUGGGAAAUAUUUAAAAAUAUUAAAAACAAUCUGUUGCUUGCUUUUUCUGUUAUUUGAUGCUGAUUUGAAGAAUAUUAAGAUAAAAUACCUUUAAGUAGCGUAUUUUUCUGACGUGGUUCCAAACGUAUUUUCUCGAAUUUUCAAAAAGUAGGUGCAUUCUAGUGCUUUUGAUAUAUUUAUGGUAAUGAGAUGUCAUAUGCUUAAGUCGUUUCAAUAUUUCCAAAUCAAAGAUUUCUGAAAAUUGUGAAGAAUGAUACAAUUUAUUUUCUUUCACCAUAAUAAGGAAAUAACACAAAGUUAAAUAUGAAUCAUUGAAUACGUCAGAUGAGAGAGGUGAUGAAUUUUCAAAAAUAAAAAUUCGCAAGUGUGAAACUUUUUAUAAUUAUACAAAGAUAAGGGUAAGUAUUAAUAUAUGUUUAAUAAAGAAAAUGAUAUCACAUUUUAAUUAGGAGAGAAAUUAAUUUGAAAACAAAGCUCUAUUAAACCUUUAUCAGGUGCAUGGUUGGAUUUUUUUUAUGUUAUAUAGCAUGUACAUGUAUAUAUCUUUCAAUGAUUCAAUUUAUUUGUUGAUUUGAAUGUCUAAGUAUUGUUUCUUAGUAAAUUUUAAUUCUGCUCUUUUACUGUUGCUGGCCAGUUAGUUACAAAUUUAUAUUUUUGUUGCUUUUAUGUCCCUUUAAUAUGAUUAUGCUAUGAAGGAGAUUUACCUGUAAUUUUUUUUCUGGAUUAAUUUAGCAAAUAGAGUUAAAAUAAACUCAAUAAUAGUGCUUAGGACUAAGGUGAAUUAUGAUUUAGCAUAAUUAGUACAUUUUUUAUUCAGUCAUUACGUAUAUUUAGAUUGAUUAAGGAAGGACAGGGACAUAGAUUUAUUGUUUGUAUUAGAAAUUCGCAAGUUCAUUCAUGUUAAGGUGAUUUAUAAGCUGUACACAUCAAAGCUUAAUAAUAUUAAGUAACGCCAGUUGUUUGAGUGAAUUAUUGCCUAUUUAUCUUUUUUAUAAUUGGUUUCUCUGCUGUUGAGCAUAAUAUAAUAUUCCAUAUUAAAUGUUUAACAUUUUAACUGUAGUAGUAGAAGUGAUUUACAUAGUUGCCCGUUAUUUUCACUUCACAUUAAUUAUAAGAGUGUUUUCUGUAAAAUUUAACAUUUUAAAGAUUUUGUGUUUUACCUAUUUCCUUAGUCGACUGUUAUUUGUUUUCCCCAAGAAUGCCCUUCUUUAGUAUACUCAAAUAUUUUUGAAACAUUUGUAUAGUCAGAAAUAAAAAGGAAGCUUAAUCCGACUAAUUUAUAAGACCUUAGAUAUAAAUUAUUGAUUUUUCAAAAAGUGUUUAAAGCAUCCCCCCCCCCCCCAAUAUACUUAAUUUAUAAUAAAAUGCAUAAUUUUGGAAAGAUCUUUUGAGGAUACUUUGGAGUAUAUUGUACCUUUCGGAUUUACAAAAUAAAAUUAAUUGUCAACAUUAGAAUAGGUUCCGUAGAUAAGGAAAAAACAGCAAAAAUUUGUUAUUUGUGUCUGUGUUCUUUAAAGCAGAGUUAAUUGUGUAUUGUGACAUUUCGUUUUGUUUGGUAGUCAUUUAUUGUAAAAAAAAAAAAUAUUAUGUUGCGAAUUAUAACAUUCCAUUGUUAUAUAUUUGCAAAUUUCAUUUUGACAAUUCAGUUUUCUGAUGAUAGUAAAAAAAAAAGAAUGGGCAAUCCAAAUAAACGUUUCAAGAUAAGUAGCUUAAUCCAUUGAUUAAGUAAAAGUAUUGUUCAGUGUUUUAGCAAAGCACACAUUAAAGUAUUUUUGCCAGAAUAAACAUUUAGGAAUACCUUUACUUGUAUGAAUUUUUCAUUCUCUUCAGACAGUAAUUGUUAUUUUCAGCCUGUGUAUUUUUAUCUUUUUAUCGUAUUUUUUGCUUGUUUAUUGGAGAUUCAUAUAUUUUAGACAUAAGCUAACCAAACUGGAUUUUUAUUUACUUUUCUCCUUAAGGAAAUCGUUGUCUUUCAUGGCUUUUGUUGAAGAUAAAUCAUUAUUGUAUGUAAUAAUGUGUUUUCAGUUCAUAUGUCAUUCGUUCUGCACUGGAAUAUUAAAACAUUGAAAAUGUUUAUGUGAUGUAUGGAUUCCAGUUUUUCUUGCCGAAAUAAAAAAAAACCAUAAAAAGAAA